Vicia villosa (hairy vetch) is the source of this 1640-nucleotide messenger RNA. RefSeq names its product putative glucose-6-phosphate 1-epimerase. The transcript is spliced from 10 exons. Bases 479 to 1432 code for a protein of 317 amino acids. The record is from RefSeq and is a predicted model, not a curated record. Gene Ontology annotation, biological process: carbohydrate metabolic process. NCBI's taxonomy places the organism in Eukaryota, Viridiplantae, Streptophyta, Magnoliopsida, Fabales, Fabaceae. Gene Ontology annotation, molecular function: isomerase activity; carbohydrate binding.
AAUCAACACAAUAUGACAUAGUUUACAAUUUACGAAACCGGUUUUUUCUCCUUAUCUUUAGCUUGUGUGUACUAAAUCCAAUGUUUAUCCCAUUUUCCCAUAGUAUUGUUGCCACCUACUAUUGAUGUAGUUUUAUUUUUUUAUUGUUUUUUGAAUCUUGGGUUGGUUGAAAGUUUUUAACUUUUCUUAAUUCAUAUGCAAGUUUUGUGUUUGAUUGAAUACUUCUAAGAAAAGGGUAUUGGUUCUUCUUGUCGUUGGAUGCUUGAAUUUCUGAACAUAUUUGACAGCAAUCAUGCAUUAUCGUUCAAAAACUUGUAUAGAUUUGCGGGUUUUGCUAGAAUUACUGGUUCAAGAUUGCUAAUGGUAGGCGUGGACUCUGGAUGCCCCUACAAUCUUAAGCUUUCGCGUGUUCUGAAUUCAAGAAAGGUAGUAGAUUUUGCUCGGCGAGUAGAGAAAUAGACAACCUAAAUUAAUUUAGAUGGGGCAUUCUGCAGCAGUAUGGGACUUUAGAGCAGCAACUGAAAUUACAAAGGACCAGAAUGGAAUCGGUCAAGUUGUACUUCGGACUCCACAAGGUGCUUCAGCACGGGUGAGCUUACUUGGAGCACAGGUCACUUCAUGGCGUAAUGAGCAGGGAGAAGAACUUCUAUUCACAAGCAGCAAGACAAUUUCGAAGGCGCUAAAAGCAACGCGGGGAGGAAUUCCUAUAUGUUUUCCACAGUUUGGAAACUGUGGAUCUCUGGAGCUGCAUGGAUUUGCAAGAAAUAGAAUGUGGGCAGUUGACGAGAAUCCUCCUCCUCUGCCUGCAAAUGAUUCCAGUGGAAAAUCCUUUGUCGACCUGCUACUCAAAUCAUCUGAAGAAGACAUGAAAUGCUGGCCACAUAGUUUCGAGUUCCGCCUUCGAGUGUCUGUUACGAAAGACGGAGACCUAUCCCUGAUAUCACGAAUCAGGAAUAUCAACGGAAAGCCAUUUAGUUUCUCGUUUGCAUAUCACACAUAUCUAUUGGUUUCUGACAUUAGUGAGAUAAGGAUUGAAGGUCUCGAGACACUUGAUUACCUGGACAAUCUUUUCCAGAAAGAACGUAUUACAGAACAAGGAGAUGCGAUAACAUUUGAAUCUGAGGUGGAUCGUGUUUAUCUUAGCUCCCCAAAUGUAAUUGCAGUUCUAGAUCAUGAGAGGAAACAAACUUAUGUUAUAAAAAAGGAAGGUCUCCCUGAUGUUGCCGUGUGGAAUCCGUGGGAGAAGAAAUCGAAGUCAAUGGUGGACUUUGGAGACGAGGAGUACAAACAGAUGCUAUGUGUAGAUGCAGCAGUUAUAGAGAAACCUGUGAACUUGAAGCCUGGAGAGGAAUGGACAGGGCGGCUUCAACUCUCCGUUGUGCCAUCAAGUUUUUGCAGCUACAAUGUCGGUCUCGACAGUAGUGGUCUUUGAGAAGAUGGAACUGUACAAAAUAUAAUUUUAUCAGUGUGUUACAUUCUGAUAAGUUAUUUAUGGCAAAUAGUAGUGAUUUGUAGGAGUAUCAGGUUUUCUGCUGUCUUGUUUUUAUGCUACAAUGCAACUUCUAGUUCUAGAAAGAAAAGCCUAUUUUGUUUUGUGAGAAUGGCUGUCAAAUUUCGGAUAUUCUAAAUCUUUUGUGAAA